AUGGCUGACUACGGUGCGCAGCCCGUCAACGGGACACUGCAGAAUGGCGAGAUCGGACAACAAAUUACGCACGGCGCGAACGACCGCUUCGAGCUCAUCUCCGGUCCUCUGAUUAACCUGAAGAACAUGCACUACGAAGCCUCUACCGUCUGGCAUGGCAGUGUCUUGAUUGUCACAAAGCCGAUCCGAGAGCAGCCCCAGUUGCGCUUGCGCCAGGUGGGACCCGUGGAUGGUGGAGCUCAAAAUGGCAGCGGUAGCGCCCAGUCCAACCAAACCAUUGAAGGUCUCAAGCUCUAUGAGGAUCCCCAGAAAGCGUUCUGGCGAUUCUCGCUCGCCGUGAAAGUAGAGGCGUUCGAGGCGUGCUGGGAGUACGACAUCCCCGGUCUGUACAACGAAUCCGGGGCCCAGGUCCAGGCACCUUGGCAAUUCGUCGUUCCUGCGGAAGAGCAGUCUAUGCGCAUCAUGUUCCACUCGUGCAAUGGUUUUUCUGUUGGCACAGACAUGAAUGCCUGGGUGGGCCCGAACCUUUGGAAUGAUGUGAUGCGUGUACAUGGUCAGAGGCCUUUCCACGUGAUGGUUGGCGGUGGUGACCAGAUCUACAAUGAUGGCAUUCGCGUCGAUGGCCCGCUCAAGCCUUGGACUGCUAUUGGGAACCCCCACAAGAGACGCAACCAUGACUUUGAUAAUAAGAUGCGCGCUGAUUGCGAUGACUAUUACUACGCAAACUAUGUCCGCUGGUAUAACACUGAGCCCUUUCGGUCUGCCAAUGGCUGCAUCCCGCAGGUCAAUAUCUGGGAUGACCAUGAUAUCAUUGAUGGAUUCGGUUCUUAUACAGACCACUUCAUGAAGUGUGCGGUCUUCCGCGGCAUCGGCGGUGUCGCAUUCAAAUACUACUGUCUCUUCCAGCACCACAUGGCUCCCCCCAAGUCGACAUUCACUACCGAUGCGCCACAGACUAUGCACGCGGUCAAUGGAACUUCUGGCAUUGACCCCCGUCAGGUCGAGAACACCUACGUUCUGGAGAAUCAGGUUGAGGACGACAGCUGGAUCAUCGGUCAACGCCCAGGUCCUUAUGUGGAGGAGCGCAGCCGAAGUCUUUACAUGCGCUUCGGCAAACGCAUUGCCUUUAUGGGUCUGGACGCUCGCACAGAGCGUACUCGCCACCAGGUCAACUACGAGGACACCUACGAUUUGAUCUUCGACCGGCUACAGCGCGAGAUUCUUGCUGCUGACGGUGACAUCAAGCAUCUUAUUGUAUUGCUGGGCGUGCCCAUCGCAUAUCCUCGUUUGGCAUGGCUAGAGAACAUCCUCACAUCCCCAGUCAUCGCACCUAUUCGGUUGCUCAACAAGCGCUUCGGCGUUGCAGGCGGUCUUUUCAACGAAUUCGACGGCCAAGUCGAUCUCCUCGACGACUUGGAUGACCACUACACAGCGCGUCAGCACAAGCGCGAGCGCAAGAUGCUAAUCCAUCGCCUACAAGAGCUGGCCCGCAGCCACAGCAUCCGUGUGACCAUCCUCGGCGGCGAUGUCCAUCUCGCUGCCAUCGGUCGCUUCUAUUCGAACCCAAAACUUAACCUCGCAGGCGAGAACGACCACCGCUUCAUCGUCAACGUCGUCAGCAGUGCCAUCACCAACAAGCCCCCGCCCAAGGCCGUCGCCAAUCUCCUCGCACGCAGAAACAAGAUCCACCAUCUCGAUCGUGAUUGCGACGAGACUCUCAUGCCGUUCUUCGACAAGCAGCCCGGUGGCCAGGAGAAGAGUGCCGCUUGGAACAAGGUUACCAUGCCGUCUCGCAACUACGCGAUCCUCACCGAGGUUGUUGCUCCAACUGCUGAUGGCAGCAGGGUCUUGGAAACUAACUCCGCCAAACUAGACCGCCUUCCCAAGGACGGUCAUGCGCCGCUGCAUAAGGGUGAAGUUGAUGCUGGAACUACGCACCGCGCGGCCGAUGGGCUCACCUGUGCUAGUGGUAUGUACGGUGGACUUGACGUUGCCAUCCGUGUCGAGAUCGAUCCCCACGAUCGUAGCGCUGCUACCGAGGGGUAUGGGUUCAGUAUCCCGCCACUGCUGGCUACGGAGGGACCCCCGCAGACUGGUCACCGUCUCAGCUUGCACUCGCGCCGAUCACACCAGAGCCGGCCUUCCACGGCGGUUUAA
Molecule: messenger RNA, 2157 nt
Organism: Penicillium paradoxum
Lineage: Eukaryota; Fungi; Ascomycota; Eurotiomycetes; Eurotiales; Aspergillaceae
Exons: 2
Coding region: 1-2157 (718 amino acids)
Cellular component (GO): membrane
Source: RefSeq, a predicted model, not a curated record